UAACACACAAUAAAAGCCAUGUUGCCUAACAACUGUCAGACAAGAGGGGAAACUUUAGACUUCAGAUAUAUUUAUUUAUUUCGUAGAAGACCAUCCCCGCCCCCAGAAUAAACGUACAAGCGCCUCUGUUUUCCACGCCUUCAAAAGCACGGAAAACGCCAAGAAAUCCGAGAUUUUCACCGGAUGCAUGAUGUCUUUUUCGCUCGGAACACGCUCGACGAUUACAGCAGCUAUGAUGAGUUAUGCGUGUGAUAAAAUGGUGGCUGGAAACAGUAUGAUCAAAGGUGAUCUGCCCAGGUGAGGUGGCAUGGUCCAUACAGAUAUGGAGGUGGGAAGUCUGCCUGUUGAACUAUGGCGCCUCAUCCUGGCAUACCUGCCUCUCCCAGACCUGGGCCGCUGCUGUCUAGUGUGCAGAGCCUGGCGUGAACUCAUUCUGAGUUUGGACAGCACGCGCUGGCGCCAGCUCUGUCUGGGAUGCCCCGAAUGUCGCCACCCGAACUGGCCCCGUCGUCCCCACCUGCCUCCACCCUCCUGGAGGGAGGCUCUCCGUCAGCACUCUCUCGCCAGUUGCACCUGGACCCAGAAUGGCUCUGAGCUCCACUCGUCCGCUUGCCUCCAUCUUUUCCGGCGAAGGAAAGAUCGCAGGGUUUGGCACGUUGGCACAGUAGCAGGGGGUGGUUAUGAGACGCUAAGGGGGGCCUUGGCUGCGGCAGGGCCGUACGAUAAGGUGGUGCUUCAUGCGGGUGUGUAUGAGGAACAGCUGGAGUUGGCUCUCAAAGUGCCGGUGGAGAUUGUUGGAGUGGGGAAGUUGGGGGACGUGUCGUUGUUGGGUUGUUUUGACCAGCAGUGCCCGACAGCGAGGCUGUGUAAUUUAGUGUUCAUGCCAGCGUGGUUUUCACCUGUGGUUUAUAAGACGUCCUCGGGUCAUGUCCAGCUGGACAACUGUAACUUCGAGGGCUGUCAACUGCACAUCAGGGGGCCCGGAACAUGUCAGGCCCGCUUCUGCUCCUUUGCCCAGGGAAGCUCUGCCCACUUUCUGGGUGUGGCCAUCAGUUUAAUGGACAGCUGUGAAUUCUCAGGGGGAGAUUCCGCUUCUGUCACUGUGGAAGGUGCUCCGGUCUCUGAACGUAACUGGGCGUACAAGCACCUGGUCGCUUUGGCCAAGACCUUUACCGUGAUGACUAAAAAUGCAUCUACUGAACGAACCAAACAUGAGGGAAAGGACACCUCAGAAACGGAUAGUCCUGGAGACACAACCUUAAACACGAUGGAGGACUGGAAUAAACAGGAAAUAGAUUGGGAAACCAACUGGACGAAACUGAAAAAAGGAGAUAAUCUCAUUCCAGGUCAGGACGGCACGGUUAUUGAUGAAGAUGGUAUGGAAACAUCAAGUGAAUCAAGCGAGGAAGAAGAAAAGGAUAGCGAGAAAAACACAGCCUUUAAACUUUCAUAUGAGCAACAUGGACUGGCGCAUCUCUCCAAACCACGUUUACCUGAUUCGUCUGCUUUUCCUGAACUGUUGAAUCUGUCUAGCGAGCUGCAUAGGGAUGCAGAGGCACGGGAAUUGGCCGCAUCGGUUCAAGGCUGCCUGUUGCGUCACUGUCUGCUGCGGGACGGAAAAGGUGGCGUGCACCUGUGCAAUCACGGUCAAGCUCGACUGGAGGCCAAUGUGUUCAGAGGACUCAACUAUGCAGUGCGCUGCAUCCAGAAUGCCAAAAUGGUAAUGUUGCGUAAUGAAGUGUGUGGGUGCAAGGCGUCUGGUGUGUUCCUGCGACUCUCUGCCCAAGGUCUCAUUGCAGAGAACAACAUUCACUCGAACGGAGAGGCAGGACUAGACAUCCGCAAAGGGGCCAACCCUGUCAUACUGUGUAACCGAAUCCACAGCGGCCUGCGUUCCGGAAUCGUUGUCCUGGGCAACGGGAGAGGUUCCAUUCGCAGCAACCAGAUCUACGGCAACAAGGAAGCUGGCGUGUAUAUUCUUUUUAACGGCAAUCCUGUGGUCAGUGGAAAUCACAUUUUCCAGGGGCUUGCAGCAGGCAUCGCUGUCAAUGAGAAUGGAAGAGGACUGAUCACUGAGAACGUUAUUAGGCAAAAUCAAUGGGGAGGUGCUGACAUCCGUCGGGGAGGAGAUCCAGUCCUGCGCAAUAACUUCAUCUGCUAUGGCUAUUCGGAUGGUGUGGUGGUGGGAGAGAGAGGGAGAGGUCUCAUUGAAGGCAACCACAUAUAUGGUAACAGAGGCUGUGGGGUGUGGGUAAUGUCAUCUAGUCUACCUCAGCUCAUCGGGAACUACAUUACUCAUAACCGCAUGUACGGGCUGGCCGUGUUCUGCCGGAAGGAUGCAGAGUCGACAGUGAGCCGAGACGGCUAUCGAGAGCGAGGAGUGAUGGUAGGAGAGAGGGACAGAGGAGGGCCGGAGAACUUCAACGAGGAAGGGGAGCUGAUGGCGUGGGAAAGCGACAUUGACAGCGAGGACGAGCGAUUCUCCUCCCGUCGACCAAUCACAGUUGCUUUAGUGGAAAACAACUGCAUGAGUCACAAUGGAGUGGUUGGAGUCUAUGUGAAGAGCAGCGAGCCUCUGAACGUGGUUGCUAACAUGGUAAACAAUAACAGAGGAGCUGGCGUGUCAAUCAUUCAGAGCGCUCAGCUGACUCGUUUAGUCGGCAACUGCAUGCUCGGUAACGGCUGGAUGGGCGUGAUCGUGGACCGAGAGUGCCGGGUGGAGCUCCGCGGCAACGGCAUCUAUAGCAACGGCUGCCAUGGUGUCUGUUUCCGAGGCGAUGGGCUGAUUGUGGAAAAUGAUGUGGUUGGAAAUAAUUCUGUUGGGAUACGAGUGAUGGACAACACGGAUGUUAAAGUGUUGAGGAAUCGUGUUCAGGCAGUGCGGGGUUAUGGGAUUUCUGUGAAGGAGCGGGUGCGUGGUGUGGUGCAGGAAAAUUUGGUUUAUCAGGGUCACCCUACGAAUACUAAAGCCCCCAUACGAACUACCCCACGGAACCAGGAGUGUGUUGUACUUAACAAUUCCCUGCUCACCCCCAGAUCACAAAUCCUUUGGGCUUUGGAAAAUCCACCUCCCCGUCCUCACAACACUAACCUUUCUAGCGUCUCUCCCUCAACAAACCCCGCUCACCUCGCCAUCACCAUGACAAACAGAAUCACUGCCUCCGUUGAAAGCGGUUGCCAUAACAAUGGCAGCAUCUUCUGCUCUAUUCUAUGAGGAACAGGGUUCCAUGGCUUCAGAUUGACAUUUAUAAAACCGAGCCCCCGAUGUGACCCCCAAACCACCUGGAAACCAUGUAAUGAUUUCUAGGAAACCGCUCAGUCGUGCUGGGUUCAGAUGAACAAUCAAAACAUUUUAACGCAUAACUGGAUUAAGCCUCAAUUGCGUGUUGUUGCUCAAAAAGCACUUGGAACUACUUUACAAUAUUACGUUUAACCAAAGGUAGGUAGUUUGGUCCUUCUGAAUCAAACUAUGAAGGGUUAUGACCACUUUUUUCUGUUACAAAUCCACUUCGAUCUGAAGAGAAGCUGGUCUGGGAUCAGUGUUUGCUGCAGCUCUUACUAUUUUGAUCACGCACCUGAAGUCUAAUUCGAUUGUGCACAUUUGUGUUGGGAAUAUCAGACUGGCUUACAUCUCAAUUUUCUGAGACAGACUGUGUCAUAAAGAACUGAUGGAACCAAUUUACCAUCAAAUCAAGGUACUUGACUGCUUCUGGUUCUAAAUCAUACAUACUUUCAUAAUACAUACUGAUUUAUCUGCACAGUGAAAUUAAUGGGAUGGUUCACUCAAAAAUGAAAAUUCAUCCUUGUUUUUACACCCGUGUCAUUCCAAACCUGACUUUCUUCAAAGGUAUUUUGAAGAAUGUUGGAAACCGAACAACACUGGCCCCCAUUGACUUCCAUUGUAUGGACAAAACACUGAAACAUUUCUCAAAAUAUCUUAUUUUCUGUUCUACAGAAGAAAGAGUCAAUAACAGGUUUUGAAUGACAUGAAGGGUGAAUAAAUGAUGACAGAAUUUUCAUUUUUGGGUGAACUGUCCCUUUAAAGCCUUGUUUUAUAACUUCAGCCGUAAACACAAAUUCAAAAGGGAGAAAGAGACUUUACACCUGAUUUUCUUGCUGUUCUCCCAAAAGAGUAGAACCAGUGCCGCAAAUAGAAGAUAAACAGACUUGUGCACCUUGGGAAUUCUGGUCCUGCUGCUUCUGCUGCAAUGAAUAAAACCAUGACUGCGCUCACUGGAGUCACAAAGAUGGAGCGGGUGAUUGUCAUGUUCACUCGUAUCACAUCACAUACUCAGCUAAUCUAUUGAAAUAUUUUUGUGAACAUUAUUGAAUGGUUGACCCAGCCUGAACUGACGGAUGCUGGAAUUUUUAUUUUUGGGUGAACUGUCCCUUUAAGUCAAUAAGUGUACACUGUCUAAAGUAAUCUUUAGCUUCAGAUGUGAACAUUUAAAAAAUACAAAGACUUUAAGUAUGUAAAUAAAGAUAAAGAGAUACUAAAAACAAUCCAGACCUAGUAAGAUCAGUCUUAAAAGCAAUGCUUCUCAAGUAGUCAAGUAGAAGGGAAACUCAAAGCUUGAAGAUAAGUUAGUUUUGACCCCAUGGCUACUAUCAUACUAUUUACUGAACACAACAUACUGCCUAAACAUAGUAGAAACAGUAGUUAUUAUUUCUGUGCAAUUGCAAAUAGUGAGAUACUAUGAUGUAUUACCUCAUCAUGUUGCACAUUAAGUGGUGCCACUCAUCAUCCUGGCAAUAUUUUUUUUUACAUUUCUGGUAGCUCUUACAUUUGUAAAUAUUGCAAUAUUUACAAAUAAAUAAUUUUGCUACAUUCACUUGUAGUUCAUCACACUAAAUUGUCAUGUUGAGUGCAUUGCGAUGUAGCAUGAUCUGUUGUAUACUUCACAUUCUGGCAAAUGUAGUAGGUCAUCAGGUUAUUAUACUGUUUUAAUUGUAAAGUGCAAUAUGUAUCUACUAAAAUGUGCCUAUUUUUACAGUAUUUUUUUUAAUCUUAUGUGCAGUACAAAUAUAAUAUUUCUAUCAUUUUUUGGCAUCGUGAUUUGUGUGAUCUGUUUUUGGACAAAACAUUUUCUAUUACUUAAAUUUACUUUUGAUAAACAAGUCAUCCUGUCUCAGCCAACAAUAGUAUUUAGUGUUAAGGAUUACAAAUACAACAUAUCAACUUCAAUCAUAUUAUACAUAUUGGUACACCAUAGUAUUUACUAUAGACGGUUUCAUCGGAUGCACGCGCCUGCCAUGAAGUUAACUUCCGGUCUGUGUUUGGUAU
Molecule: messenger RNA, 5284 nt
Organism: Triplophysa rosa
Lineage: Eukaryota; Metazoa; Chordata; Actinopteri; Cypriniformes; Nemacheilidae
Gene: fbxo10
Product: F-box protein 10
Exons: 11
Coding region: 308-3214 (968 amino acids)
Biological process (GO): ubiquitin-dependent protein catabolic process; protein ubiquitination; regulation of apoptotic process
Molecular function (GO): protein binding
Source: RefSeq, a predicted model, not a curated record